Wallemia mellicola CBS 633.66 is the source of this 1786-nucleotide messenger RNA. RefSeq lists its product as hypothetical. Gene Ontology annotation, cellular component: mating projection tip. The record is from RefSeq and is a predicted model, not a curated record. Gene Ontology annotation, biological process: conjugation with cellular fusion. Lineage: Eukaryota; Fungi; Basidiomycota; Wallemiomycetes; Wallemiales; Wallemiaceae. Gene Ontology annotation, molecular function: protein binding; phosphatidylinositol binding. The transcript has 2 exons. Bases 27 to 1718 code for a protein of 563 amino acids.
AAGAUCGCGACCAUCAAUAGCGAAAAAUGAAAAGUCUGAGGAGGUCCUUAAAUAAAGACAAAGCGUCUAAUCAGUCCAGCCCAGCGACCUCACCAAAGAUUAGCGUCCUUCAACCACCUCAGCUCGUCAUAAAAGCACUCGAUUCAUAUAAAGCACAGAAGUCCGGUGAAUUGAGUUUCGAUGCCGGUGUUUUCUACCACGUACCAGAUUUAGGCAAAGGCGGCGAUCUUUACUACGAAGCACACGACCCUCUCAAAGGCACUAGAGGUCUCGUACCACGUAGUUUAUUUGAACCAUUGAGAAAAGGCGGUAUAGGUACAAGACAAUCCGGCGUACCUUCUCCUGUAUCCCCGACGGGCAAAUCGUCCACUCAGUACGCCGUCGUACAGUUUGAUUUCAUUGCUGAGAGACCAGAUGAGUUGUCAGCCAGAGCUGGUGAACCUAUUAUCGUUAUCGCACAAUCAAACCACGAAUGGUUUGUCGCUAAACCAAUUAUGAGGUUGGGUGGACCAGGUCUCAUACCCGUCGCGUUUGUCGAAAUACGCGACCAAAAGAGUAACCAAGCUUUAGAUACAUACACUAUCGUUAGAUCUGGUAUUAUUCCAAAAGUUGAAGAUUGGAAGAGACAAGCUGCAGACUACAAGAAAGCUUCUAUACCACUCGGAAAAUUCGAAUUCGAUCAACAGCCAGAAGACGACAAGGAGAAAGAGAAUCACGCUCCUGAUGGUCAGCCUCAACAGGCCGAACCAGUUCAACAAGCACAACGUACUAGCAACAAUAGCAACAAUAGCAACAACAGUAACAUCAGUAAUAACAAAACAAACAGCGUCCAGGAACCUAUCAAAGAGGAGGCCCCAAUUCUGCACUCUACUUACAUAGCCAGGAUUGUAGAAGCUAACGUGGUAUCGCACUACCAUGAGAAUGAAGUCACUUGGUUCCAGUUAGAUGUCACUUUAUUAGACACAAAAUCGAAAACUAGUUCGCUCGUUUUGUUCAGAUUAUACGAGGACUUUUAUGACUUCCAAAUUAGAUUAUUGGAUGCCUUCCCUGUCGAAGCCGGUAGAAGAACCUCAGGUGAUGGCACAGCUACACCUAGAAUACUGCCUUAUUUGCCAGGACCGAUUGAACCACAAGACUUAAAUGAGAGUUCUAUAUUUAGAAGAAGAUUAGAGUUGAAUCAAUAUAUAAACGAGCUGUCACAACUUCCAGAACGUAUCCUCUCAUGUGAUCUCAUGAAUGAGUUCUUGGAUGUCAGACCGGGUGACAGAGAUGUAACCAACUUACAACCGGAGGUUGUACAACCGCCAGGCGAAUCAUUACAUUCCUCUACAUCGAGUAUAUCAAUCAAUGGAGGUUUAGUUGAAAGUAUGAGUUACCUUUCAGUGAACAAUGAACUUCCAACGUCAAAUUCAGUCGAUAGUUCAAUGUCGGGACUACCAAAGGUUGCUUCAGAGUCAACGUUAUCGACUGCAUCAAAUAGUAUGAUGAAAGUUAAAGUAUUGCAUCAACCAACUGGUGAUUUGAUAGCCUUGCGGAUAUCACCAUCAGAGAUAAAAUUACAAGCAUUGAUUGAGAAAAUAAAAGAAAGAAUUGGUUCAGAUGUACAACACUUAUGGUCUAAUGAGGAUAACGUUGCUGAUAGGAAGGAAAUAUCAACAGACGAACAACUCCAAGAAUGGGUGAACAGCGGUGUAAAACUGAGCUUAGUAGCCAGCUGAACAAUUUCAUUAUACUCUUUUUUGUAUAGAAUAUAUAUCUGUAAUUAAGUUUCUUAAAUUGAAACAAC